This is a messenger RNA of Naegleria gruberi, 1234 nucleotides long. Its product is annotated as mitochondrial carrier protein. NCBI's taxonomy places the organism in Eukaryota, Heterolobosea, Eutetramitea, Acrasida, Naegleriidae. Gene Ontology annotation, biological process: transport. The coding region runs from base 1 to 990 and encodes 329 amino acids. Gene Ontology annotation, molecular function: transmembrane transporter activity. The record is from RefSeq and is a predicted model, not a curated record. The transcript has 2 exons.
AUGUCUGAAUCAACAACUAUCAAUUCAUCAUCUGUUGGUGGUGUUACCGGAAGUAGUACUAGAUUCCACACAAAGGAAUGGGUUGCAGGUUGUUUUGGUGGUGUUACCCAGGUGUUAUCUGGUCAUCCAUUAGAUACCAUCAAAGUUAAAUUGCAAACCAUGUCAACCACUGCAACAGCAGGAAAUUCACACUUUUCAAUUUCACAAGUAUUUAGGAAUAUUGUUAAAACAAAAGGAAUUGGUGGAUUAUACAAAGGAUGGACAAGUCCAUUAAUUGGAGCAUGUAUUUUAAACUCUGUAGAAUUUGGAGUAUACAAUGAAACUAAACAAUAUCUCAAAGGAAAUAGUGUUGAAGUGCUUCCCCUAUGGAAAAUUGCAGCUGCUGGAGCAUUGUCUGGUAUUGUCGGUUCAUUUGUGACAACACCAACAGAGUUCCUCAAAUGUAAUUUACAAGCAGAUGCUUCACACAGGUUCAGGGGUCUUAAAGAUUUAACACAACACCUUUUUAGGCAACACCAAACGAAUUACAAAUACAGUAAUUCACUCUUCGGUCAAAUUCAGUCCUCUCUUAGUUUCUAUAAAUCCAUCAAUAGAGGUUUUGCCAUUACUACCUUCAGAGAAUCUGGAUUGGCAAUCUAUUUUGCUGCCUACGAAGCUACUUUACGUUUCCUCGAGAAAUCCUCAAUGAAUCAUCCUCAAACCAUUCAUUCCUUGAUUGGAGGUGGAGUUGGUGGUUUUGCAUUCUGGACAAUCAUGUUUCCUAUUGAUUUGAUAAAAACCAGAAUACAGAUUGAAUCCAUUCUCAAAGCUCCUACUCAAAAACAACCAAUUGAAACAAAUUUCAUUUCCAGUUGGGGAAUGACUAAGCGAAUCUACAAUGAAAUGGGAUUGUCAGGUUUCUAUCAAGGAUAUAAAUCAGCCAUUCUCAGAGCCGUCAUUGUAAAUGCAGCUGUAUUUGCCACAUACGAAAAAGUAAAAGAAUUCCUUUGAAUUAUCAAGAUUACCUAGAAUGGAAUGAGUAACACAAAACACAACAGAGCCUAUUCGUUCGAUUGUUUAAUCGCGUAAAUUUGUUGUAGUCCUCCAAUGUCCACCACCAGCAAUUAAUUGCUUAGCGUCCUUGUCGUUCAAGUGUUGCAUGCACUUACUGUUUCCUCUUGUAGUGGAUGAUGAAUUCUUCAUAUUACAGUAAAAAACACAAAUCUUUCCGAAAUAAAAAGACAAACAGUCAUUG